AGCGUAUACUUGUAAAUAUACACUCAAUCCAUAUACACCUCAGGCCAUUGCACACAGUUGUUCAUACAAUCGUACACACAACUCAAACUUCAUCAAACAACUACAUCCCCAAACAACUACCAAGAUGCUUCUCAUAGGCCUAACCGGCUCCAUCGCCACCGGCAAAUCAACCGUCUCCUCCCUCCUCUCCUCACCCCCCUAUAACCUCCCCAUCAUCGACGCCGACCUUCUCGCUCGCAAAGUCGUCGAGCCCGGCACCGCCGGCUACAACGCCAUCGUCUCCUACUUUGGUCCCACCACGCCCGACCUCCUCGUUCCCUCCGGGCCCGAUAUGCCCGAAAACGGCCCCACAGGAAAAGGCCGCCCCCUCAACCGCCCGGCCCUGGGCCGCCGUGUCUUUGGUGACUCCCCCGAGGUGCGCAAGGACCGCGCCCGUUUAAAUUCCAUCGUCCACCCGGCCGUAAGAAAGGCGAUGGCGCUGGCGGUGCUGAAGGCGUAUGUGAAGGGAUACAGAGCCGUGGUGCUGGAUAUCCCGCUGUUGUUUGAGAGUCAGUUGGACAAGUUCUGCGGGACGGUAUUGGUGGUUGGAGUGAAGGAUCCAAAGGUGCAGAUGGAGAGGUUGAGGGCUAGGGAUCCGCAUUUGAGCCAGGAGGAUGCGGAGAAUCGGGUGAGGAGUCAAGGGGAUGUGAGGGAGAAGGCGGAAAGGGCGCUGGAAAGGGGGGAGGGGAGGGGGUGCGUGGUUUGGAAUGAUGGAGAUAAGAGGGAGUUGGAGGAGCAGGUGCGGAGGGUAUUUUGGCAGGGGGUGGUGGAGAAGUAUAGUCCGAGGUGGUGGGCGUGGUUCUUGUGGAUGUGCCCGCCGGCGGCGGUGGUGAGUGCGUUGUGGAAUUAUUGGGCGAAUUUGAGGGUGGAUAGGAGGUGGAGGGAGAAGAAGGAGGCAGAGAGGGCGAAGUUGUGAGUGAAAGGGGGGAUUUGUGUUGAUACCCGCCUAGUCUCUAGAUGGGAUUGCGAGAGGACACGAUGAUGAGAUGAGGACGGUCG
This is a messenger RNA of Neurospora tetrasperma FGSC 2508, 1038 nucleotides long. RefSeq lists its product as uncharacterized. The transcript has a single exon. Gene Ontology annotation, molecular function: ATP binding; dephospho-CoA kinase activity. Lineage: Eukaryota; Fungi; Ascomycota; Sordariomycetes; Sordariales; Sordariaceae. The coding region runs from base 125 to 955 and encodes 276 amino acids. Gene Ontology annotation, biological process: coenzyme A biosynthetic process. The record is from RefSeq and is a predicted model, not a curated record.